Messenger RNA from Cricetulus griseus (Chinese hamster), 2580 nucleotides. NCBI's taxonomy places the organism in Eukaryota, Metazoa, Chordata, Mammalia, Rodentia, Cricetidae. The record is from RefSeq and is a predicted model, not a curated record.
UUGGCGUGUUGUAUUUGGACGGACCCGCCGAGCCUGGGGAUGGCUGACUGUGCGAGCUUGCGGGUGCCGCUGUGCACGGAGCAGUUCGGCUCCCGAGCCCCGCGCGCCUGCCGCGCUGCCGCCGACGGGAGUCUGCAGUGGGACGGGGCUCGGCGCUGGGGCUGGCUCUCCGGGAACCCGGCCUCGGAACCCGGGCAGGAUGCGGGUGGAGGCGGGGGUCCCUGGGCAGCGCUGCCCGCUCUCUCGGGCCUCAGAGCCGUGCUGCUGCCGCAGGGCUUCCCAGACAGCGUCAGCACGGACUACCUGCCCUACCAGCUGUGGGAUUCCGUGCAGGCCUUUGCUUCCAGCCUCUCCGGCUCCCUAGCCACCCAGGCAGUAUUGCAGGGCUUAGGGGUAGGCGACGCAAAAGCCUCUGUUUCAGCUGCCACGUCUACCUGGCUCCUGAAAGAUUCCACUGGCAUGUUGGGCCGCAUCAUCUUUGCCUGGUGGAAAGGGAGCAAAUUGGACUGUAAUGCAAAGCAGUGGAGGCUCUUUGCUGAUGUCCUCAACGAUAUAGCCAUGUUCUUGGAGAUUAUGGCUCCCAUGUACCCCAUCUUUUUCACCAUGACUGUCAGUAUCAGCAACCUAGCCAAGUGCAUUGUGGGUGUGGCUGGUGGGGCCACUCGAGCGGCACUGACCAUGCACCAGGCCCGAAGAAACAACAUGGCUGAUGUAUCAGCCAAGGACAGCAGCCAGGAGACAGUGGUGAACCUAGCAGGACUCCUGGUCAGCCUUUUGAUGCUUCCUCUGGUAUCAGAUUGCCCAAGCCUCAGCCUUGGAUGCUUCAUCCUCCUGACCGCUCUCCACAUCUAUGCCAACUACCGGGCAGUCCGAGCCCUUGUCCUGGAGACCUUGAAUGAAAGCCGGCUCCAGCUGCUUUUAAAGCACUUCCUUCAGAGAGGAGAAGUACUUGCGCCUGCUUCAGCCAAUCAGAUGGAGCCAUUGUGGACAGGUUUCUGGCCAUCCCUGUCUCUGUCCCUGGGUGUUCCUUUACACCACUUGGUCUCCAGUGUCUUUGAGCUCGAGCAGCUGGUUGAAGGGCAUCAAGAACCAUACCUCCUUUGCUGGAACCAAUCACAAAACCAGGUCCAGGUUGCUCUGAGCCAAGUGGCAGGCCCUGAGGCUGUCUUAAGGGCUGCCACUCAUGGCCUGGUUCUUGGAGCCCUGCAGGAAGAUGGACCACUUCCAAAAGAGCUAGCAGAGCUGAGGGAGCAGGCUCGGGCUGGUCCUAAGAAAGAAAGCUGGAUUCUCGUCAGGGAGACACAUCAAGUAUUGGACACACUGUUCCCAAAGUUCUUGAAAGGACUGCAGGCUGCUGGCUGGAAGACUGAGAAGCACCAUCUAGAAGUGGAUGAGUGGAGGGCCACAUGGCCCCUGUCUCCAGAAAAGAAGGUCUCAUAAGCAGCCCAGCUAGAGGCCCAGAGCCCAGGACAGGAGCCUGGAGCAAGGACACUACAGCUACAACAGGAUGUUAGAAGGGCAACUUUAUUUUUGCAUAGGCAAACUGCUAUGACCAAUUGGCCACCACCUUGUGGGAAGUGGCAACCAAUCAAAUGGACUGGACUCCAGGCGAAGAGGAAGGGAACCAGUUCCUUCCUACCACACCUUCUUGCCCCUUUUACUUUUCUGGGACCCACUACAAGGUCCCCAUCCUCACUCUCUGUGAGGCUCAGGCACACCCCUGUUGCAGCUCAUGGUACUGAACACAUUUGACUUUAUGCAUAAAAGCCCCAGAGGAACACAGCCACAGUCAUCAUGAGCAGGGCGUUGAGGUUGACGACACGGGCCCAGCGAGGGUCCUCACUGAUGUCCUCCAGCUGCCUAGUUGUUGCAGCCACCUCCUCACUAGUAGGUGGAGGACUUCCUGGCCCACUCUUGCUCAUUCCACAGAACCAGAGAAGGCACCUGCUGAGCAGGCUUGGCGCUGGGGACUGGACAUCUGGAAGAAAUGGUAAUUAUACAGUUAGUUUGAAGGGAGUUAGCUCCCCUAGCUUCCCAGGACACUCGCUGAAGCGUGCCUUACCUUCGAUCACCACCGCAUGAUCCUGGUACCCAUUCUGUACAGGGGACAGGGUCGGGCUUUCUAACUCAUCAGCAUCUAGGUCUUCCCGUUCCUCCUUGCUGUGCCGGAGACUGAAAACCAGGCGGUGGAGCUGGGAAGUUAGGGAGAAGGGACCAGGUGGGAGCUUUGCUCUCCACCCCAGGUCCACUGGCAUACCAAUUUUGUCAUUGCCUCCCUAGCCCCUGUCCUGGCCUGCACACUUGCCGAGGCUCAGCUCACUCAAGACUCCUCUUUCCAGGAUAGCCUUUGCCUUCACACUGAACCCCAAACUCUUCAUCUGAGUAUUAAAGUCAUUGGCCCUGCCCAGUCCCAUCCUGUUUCACCCCAAAUGUUAUGCCUAUGCCCAGAAUUGUAGUUCUUCAGACUGGUCUUAAAGCUCUGAUCACAGUGUGUUCCUAUUGUCAUUUGCUCCGCUCCCCCAAAAUGUCACUUAGGUAAAUGUGCUUGCCCUGGAAAUGAAACUUCAUACUGAACUCCCA